AUGAAGUUGCUUGUUCUUCUUGGGGCUGUAAUAGCCGCUACUACGGCCGCUCCUGGCUUCACUCCGCUCCAAGUUCAAACGUCCAGUGGUGUUGUCCAGGGAACCGUCAACGGCAGUUAUCCCAAUGUUCGACAAUUUCUCGGAAUCCCCUAUGCAAAGCCACCCGUUGGCGACCGACGAUGGCUUCCUCCACAGGACCUGGAAAAACAUUCGGCGGGGUUCGUCAACGGGACUGUCAUGCCUCCCGCCUGUCCGCAAAGUCUGGUCGCCAUGAGAAAGGGACCGUUUGGGAAGUUCGCCCCCCAAACUAUGGUCGCAGGAGCCAUAAGUGAAGAUUGCUUAUUGUUGAGCGUUUGGGCUCCGAACAAUGGAAAGAAGAAUUUACCGGUCAUCAUCUGGCUCUACGGAGGCCAGUACCUUUACGGUGGCACGAAUGUUCGUCCCUGGAUCCCGUCACCGUGGAUUGAGCGUUCGCAGGAGCACAUAAUCGUGGCCAUUCAAUAUCGAUUGAAUAUCUUUGGCUUCCCCGCGGCUCGUGGACUGAAGGAUCAAAACCUGGGGAUCCUCGACCAGCGUCUCGGCAUGGAAUGGGUGCGCCGGAACAUCGCGCAGUUUGGCGGAAAUCCCGAGCAGAUGAUUCUCUGGGGUGAGAGCGCCGGGGCCAGCAGUACCGAUAUCUUGAACUUCGCAUAUCCGGAUGAUCCGAUCGUGCAGGGGUUCGCUUGUAACUCGGGUUCGGCCUUUCUAACGGUGGAUACGCGAUCGGAUGAUGUGCAGGGUUCGAACUUCAGCACUGUCGCCUCGCACUUUGGAUGUGCCGGUUCCGCCGGGAAGGAGCUCGCUUGUUUGCGCGCUGUUCCUGCGGCGAAAAUCACAUCCUACCUCGGUGCUGGAGGAGGUAGCAAUCUGACCUUCCUACCGUACAUCGAUGACAAAACCGUCUUCGAGAACUACACGCAGCAAUACCAUCGUCGACACGUGAGCGGAAAGCCAGCCCUCUUCGGGUCGAACAAGGACGAAGGGACCCUGAUGGCUGGCGGAUCCGACUCCCCCAAAGCGAGAGGGAUCACGUAUUCGAAAUUUGAAUGUCCGGUGCCUUACUCGACAGCCCGCCGAGAGGAGCUCGGCCUGACCACCUAUCGGUAUCAGUAUCGAGGAAACUUCUCUAACAUCGACUCGCUUCCGACUCUUGGGGCGUACCAUUCGUCGGAGCUGCCGUUGAUUUUCGGCACCGCGGACGAUGUUUUUGGACCGAGCACCGCCUUCGAGAAAGCCGUGAGCCAGGAGAUGCAAGAUCUGUGGGUGGCCUUUGCUAAAGAUCCCGAGGCUGGGCUGAAGCGCCGGGGAUGGCCUGUCUCAACGAGCGAUAAGUUUCUGGCGUUAGGGGGUGGGAAUGUCUCUUCCGUGUUGUUGGAUGUGACGAUUGAUGGGCCAUGCGAAGACUAUUACUCGUUGUAUUGA
Molecule: messenger RNA, 1461 nt
Organism: Aspergillus affinis
Lineage: Eukaryota; Fungi; Ascomycota; Eurotiomycetes; Eurotiales; Aspergillaceae
Product: carboxylesterase
Exons: 1
Coding region: 1-1461 (486 amino acids)
Source: RefSeq, a predicted model, not a curated record